This is a messenger RNA of Sparassis crispa, 1560 nucleotides long. RefSeq names its product amino acid transporter. Gene Ontology annotation, biological process: amino acid transport; transmembrane transport. The record is from RefSeq and is a predicted model, not a curated record. Gene Ontology annotation, cellular component: membrane. Lineage: Eukaryota; Fungi; Basidiomycota; Agaricomycetes; Polyporales; Sparassidaceae. The transcript is spliced from 12 exons. Gene Ontology annotation, molecular function: transmembrane transporter activity. The coding region runs from base 1 to 1560 and encodes 519 amino acids.
AUGAACUCGGAGAAAAUGGAUAUCGAGCGAGUUGAGAGCCCUGCAUCUGCGAAGGCAGUAGGAGAUGCCUCGGAUAGGCGGCUACACGAUCUGGGGUACAAAAGCGAAUUUCGCCGCGACAUGUCACUCGUAGGGGUGCUAGGCAUCUCAUUCUGCGCCAUCGGUAUUUUGACAGGUAUGAGUAGCGCAUUCCAAACAGGCUUGUUCUCCGGAGGACCGCUAGGCCUGUUCUGGGGAUGGAAUAUUUGUAGCUUGUUCAUGCUGCUCAUUGCGCUAUCCUUGGCGGAGAUAUGUAGCGCAUAUCCCACUAUGGGAGGUUUGUAUUUUUGGGUUUGCAAGAUGAAACCAGAUUCUCCGAUCUUAGGUUUCUGCACGGGUUGGAUUUACAGCAUUGCUAUGGUAUUCACUGGGACGUCGGGGAACCUCAGUGUCGCACUUUAUUUAGCAUCUCUGGCCGAAGUCGGCCAGGGCCGCACGCUUACGAGGGUGGAGAUAGCUGCCAUUGCGUGGGGCGUUAACAUUGCCUCCGGCAUAAUCAAUACAAUCGGAACGCGAGCCAUAGGUGCAAUGAGUUCAUUCAAUCUCUGGUGGACCCUCGGUGGAACAUUUGUACUUGUGAUCACACUCCUAGUGAAGGCCCCAGUGAAGAAUUCAGCGGCGUUUGUCUUCACCGACUACGAAAACUUUACUGGUUGGGGUAACAGAGGCUUCGUAGUCUUGCUUGGUUUCCUACAGGCUGUGUACACUCUCGAAGGCUGUGAGACUGCCGCGCAAGUGGCUGAGGAAGCGAAGCGCGCUGAGUUUCUUGCACCUAUUGCCGUUGUCGGAAGCAUCUUAGGCUCCUGGCUGAUAGGCCUAGCGUAUAUGCUCGCGCUCCUCUUCUCCGUCCAAAGCAUUGCCAGUGUCCAGGCUACAUCUUACGCCAUCCCAAUUGCUCAGCUAUACUACGACGCGGUCGGCAAGCGUCUAACCCUUAUGUGUUUGACCGUGGUCGCGCUCGCCCAGUUCAUGGCUGCCGUCACGGCGUUCACCGCCAGUUCGCGGCUGUUCUACGCGCUGUCGAGAGACAACGCUUUCCCGCUCAAGAAGCAGUUCAUGACCCUCAAUAAGUAUCAGGCGCCAUACUGGGGUAUCUGGACAUCGGUGUUGAUAGGAUGCAUCAUUUCGUGCGCUUACAUUGGUUCUGCCAUUGCAUUCAAUGCUAUCUUGUCAUCCGCUGCCAUCGCUGUCAUGCUAAGCUAUCUUCAACCUAUCCUUAUCCGCGUGUUCUGGCCGUCAUCCCUCCCUAUACGUGGUCCCUUCGACCUAGGCGCCUGGUCGUGGCCGAUUAAUCUCGCAAGCUUGCUAUUCUCAGUGUUCAUCUGCGUUUUAUUCAUUCUGCCGACAGCACGUCCGGUGAAUUCCCUCAACAUGAACUACGCUAUCGUCGCCAUAGGCGGCGUGAUCAUAAUUGUCGGCUUCUGCUGGACGUUGUGGGGGCGCUUCCACUUCACUGGUCCGGUCAGCACGUUCUCUGACGACGAAUAUGGACCAUCGGAUGAAGUCUCUGACAAGCAGUAG